Molecule: messenger RNA, 767 nt
Organism: Grammomys surdaster
Lineage: Eukaryota; Metazoa; Chordata; Mammalia; Rodentia; Muridae
Product: protein arginine N-methyltransferase 9-like
Exons: 3
Coding region: 116-673 (185 amino acids)
Source: RefSeq, a predicted model, not a curated record
UUCAAAUAUGACUUUUUGGGCAAUUAUUUCUGGUGGUUUAAAUUCUGAGCUACUAGCCAAUAGUGAGUGACAAGGUCUACCAGACUGCAUACCAUCUAUACUUCAUUAAUUCACGAUGCUUGCUUAUAUCUCUAAAACGCAGGGAAUUAAAAGGCUUUUAAACUAUGUACCCGUUUCCAGGUGUCUACUGCAGUCGGGAGGUAAGAUCUUCCCGCAGUACGUGCUGAUGUUUGGGAUGCUUGUGCAGUCACAGACGCUGGUAGAGGAGAGUGCUGUUCAAGGCACAGAGCAUACUCUGGGCUUAAACAUAGCCCCUUUUAUUAACCAGUUUCAGGUCCCUAUCCGGGUAUGUCUGGGUUUAUCUUCUUUACCAUGUGUCCCUUUAAGCGAGCCAGUGGAACUGUUGAGAUUAGAUCUGAUGACUCCAUAUUUGAACACUUCCAAUAGAGAAGUAAAGGUCCGAGUGUGCAGAUCUGGACGCGUGACCGCUGUUCCAUUUUGGUUUCAUUUGUGCCUGGAUGACGAGGUCAGGUUGGACACCUCAGGUGAAGCCUCCCACUGGAAACAAGCUGCAGUGGUUCUGGAUCAUCCCAUCCAAGUGGAGACGGGAGAGGAACUUGUACUUAGUGUUGAGCAUCGCAAAAGCAACGUCAGCAUUACUGUUAAGCAGUGAGACUGGAAUCGUACAGUGAAUGUAUGAAAAUCCUUGGAAUCAUCAAAAAUCUGUAAAGGGUUGCCUCAAUAAAGCCCAUGGUAAAAGUCUUAAA